AUGCCAAUCACCGUGAAAAUAAAAAACGCCGGCAAGAUCUACGACAUCGAGGUCGUCGACAACGCCACCGGCGCCGAAUUCAAACAAAAAAUCUUCGAACAGACGCAAAUCCCGCCCCACAGACAAAAGGUCGUCAUGAAGGGUGGCAAAUUGACCGACGACGCCACGAUGUCCUCGUUCAAAAUCAAUCCGAAGAUUCCCGUGAUGGUGUUGGGCACUCCCGAAGAAGGAGCGGUUUCGGCGGUGCCCCGUCCUGUGUUCAUUGAGGACUUGAAUCAGGAUUCACUCACGCAGGUUUCCCACGAACCGUCGGGAUUGUUGAACUUGGGAAACACCUGUUAUCUCAAUUCGUCGUUGCAAGCGUUGUAUCAGAUCAAGGAUCUUUCUCUGAAGGUCGGCGAGGCCAAACAGUCGCAGGAUUCGUUGGUGAGAGCCAUGAGUAAUGUGUUCGGAAACAUGGACCAGAAACAGGAGAACAUCAACCCGGCAAUGUUGCUUCUCCAGCUUAGAAAUAGGUUUCCGCAAUUUGCUGAACAGUCACACGGGAUGUAUCUGCAGCAAGAUGCCGAGGAGGCUUACUCGCAGUUGCUUCGAGUAUUGACUGAAGAGCUCCAAGUGGGCGAGUUGUUUACUGUAGGAUACAAGACCAAAACCAAAUGUUUGGCUGCGCCAGAGGAAGAGGUGAAAGAAGGCUCCGAGGAGGCGCUCAAGUUGAACUGCCACAUUGACAUCAGCACCAACUUCUUGCGUGACGGCCUCUUGAACAGCAUGAAGGAUACUUUCGAGAAGCACAACGACACAUUGGGCGGCAAUGCCACCUAUGAAACCACACGCACAAUCACUCGCUUGCCCAAAUACUUGACGGUACACUUCAUGCGUUUCUUCUGGCGUGACGACACCAAGUUGAAGUCCAAGAUCUUGCGUAAGGUGCAGUUUCCGUUCGAGUUGGACUUGGCCGAGAUGCUCGACGAGUCCAUCAAAAAGGAUAAAAUCGCCAUUAGAGACAAAUUGCACAAGAUCGAGAAGGACAACGAAGAGCUUAUACGCGACUUCAAGAAGGCCAAAAAGGAUUCUGCAUUGACGCCUCAGCAACAGCAAGAGGAAGACGAGCUCAAGGUGGCAUCCAUCCAGUCUAAAUUUAAGGAUGACUAUAACGAUAUUCUCCCUGCCGAUUUUCCUCUUGCGACUGCGACAGAGAACCCAUCGUCCGUCUACGAGUUGACGGCAGUCAUCACCCACCAAGGUAUUUCUGCCGAUCUGGGCCAUUACCAGGCCUUUGUUAAAGAUGAUAAGUCUUUGGAUGACGAUGUCUGGUGGAAGUUCAACGACAACAAGGUAAGCACCGUGAACAGAGAGAAGGUGGAGAUGCUUGCCGGAGGAGGAGAGUCGGACUCAGCAUUGAUUCUUAUAUAUAAAGCCAAGGGCUUGUAG
Molecule: messenger RNA, 1431 nt
Organism: Australozyma saopauloensis
Lineage: Eukaryota; Fungi; Ascomycota; Pichiomycetes; Serinales; Metschnikowiaceae
Gene: UBP6
Product: ubiquitin-specific protease
Exons: 1
Coding region: 1-1431 (476 amino acids)
Biological process (GO): protein deubiquitination; proteasome-mediated ubiquitin-dependent protein catabolic process; regulation of proteasomal protein catabolic process
Molecular function (GO): cysteine-type deubiquitinase activity; protein binding; proteasome binding
Source: RefSeq, a predicted model, not a curated record